Beta vulgaris subsp. vulgaris (sugar beet) is the source of this 1904-nucleotide messenger RNA. RefSeq names its product putative protease Do-like 14. The coding region runs from base 317 to 1513 and encodes 398 amino acids. The transcript is spliced from 12 exons. Lineage: Eukaryota; Viridiplantae; Streptophyta; Magnoliopsida; Caryophyllales; Amaranthaceae. The record is from RefSeq and is a predicted model, not a curated record. Gene Ontology annotation, molecular function: protein binding; serine-type endopeptidase activity. Gene Ontology annotation, biological process: proteolysis.
GAUCUGGGUGAGAAUCAUGUGGAAGCUCAACAAUUGAGCUCUCACCCUCCAACCUUGUGGUCGGAAGUUCGACUAUUGCGUAUAAAUCCCUAAUUUUCAGAGUAAAUUUCCGUAUUAAAAGAUUGUGAUCUGGGUGGGCCUAUUAGCCCAGUCCAAAUUCGAACAACUUUGUCAAAUGGGCUUUUGUAGUGUUUUUGUUUUUCCCAAGUCAACCGUAUUUAAUUUUUUGUUUUUGGAAUUUGAUUUUACUUGAAAAAUUCUAGUAGUUUUUUUUUCGGGUGUUUAAUUUGCAGAGGAAGGUGGAAUUUUGUAAAGAAUGAGGCAGUUGCUGAAGAAAUCAUCGUUGAUACGUGCAUUGGCGGUUGCUGCUUUGGGUUCUGAGGUUUUAUAUACAAAUGUUGUUUCUGACUCUAAUUUCAGAUUUGAUGUUACUCUAUCCCUUCCAACGAGAUGUGACUUAUUAUCGGCGCCAUGGCGAGUUGCACUAUUUUCUCUGGGUUCCGUGAUGCCUGUUGUGGGAAAUGAUUCUUAUCCGCUCCAUUUCUCUAGAGUCGCACCUGAUCCUACAGUUGAUACAAACAGUUCAGCCUCUACAGAUGGGUCCACUCAUUGUUCACGCUGUUUUACUAGAGAUACCAUCACCAAUGCAGCUGCCAAGGUUAGCCCAGCUGUUGUCAAUCUGUCUGUACCUCAGGCUGCAGGAAUCUAUGGUUUGACUAUGGGAAAGAGUAUCGGUUCAGGAACCAUUAUUGAUUCUGAUGGUACUAUUUUGACUUGUGCCCAUGUGGUUGUCGACUUUCAGGGUAUGAGAGCUUCAUCAAAAGGGAAGGUUGAGGUUACUUUACAAGACGGUAGAACAUUUGAGGGAAAAGUAUUAAAUGCUGAUGUACAUUCCGAUAUAGCAAUUGUAAAGAUCAAACCUAGAUCACCACUACCAGCUGCAAAACUUGGCUCCUCAAACAAGCUUCGUCCUGGAGACUGGGUGAUAGCAAUGGGCUGCCCUCUUUCCCUCCAAAAUACCGUGACAGCUGGCAUUGUAAGCUGUGUUGACAGAAAAAGCAGUGAUCUGGGACUUGGUGGAAUGAGAAGGGAAUACUUACAGACAGAUUGUGCCAUUAAUGUGGGAAAUUCAGGAGGUCCUCUCGUUAAUAUGGAUGGUGAGGUUGUUGGUGUCAAUAACAUGAAAGUGCUAGUUGCUGAUGGAUUGAGCUUUUCUGUGCCAAUUGACUCUGUCAGUAAAAUCAUUGACCAGUUCAAGAAAAGAGGGAGAGUUGUUCGUCCUUGGCUUGGACUCAAAAUGAUUGACCUCAAUGGGAUGAUCAUAUCUCAGCUUAAAGAGAGAGAUCCAGCAUUUCCUAUUGUUGAUAGAGGUGUUUUAGUUCCAAUGAUGGAACUGCUCAGAAGUGCGGUCACUAUCGCUAUCGCUAGUAGAUGUGCAUUACAAAUUACGCUAGGUUACUCCAGGCUCUCCUGCAGAUCGUGCUGGUUUCCAGCCAGGAGACGUUGUCACUGAAUUUGAUGGAAAGUCUGUUGGAAGCAUAAAGGAGAUAAUAGACUUAAUGGAUGAGAAAGUGGGGAAGCCCCUGAAGGUGGUUGUGAAGAGAGCAAACAAUGCUGUGGUAACCUUAACUGUCAUCCCGGAGGAAGCAAAUCCAGACAUGUAACUCAGACGCCAGAUGAUGCACUGAACCAAAAACAAAAAGUUGUUUAGGAGUAUAGUGCAUAUUGUUUUCUUUUCCUUCAACAGUGAUCUUGUUUCUCUGAUUGGCUAGGUAUUUGGCUGUAGUUUUAACUUCCAAGUUAACUUUACUUUUCUGUAAAGGUUUGCUGGAGAUCUCCAUUGGCUACGUUAUACAGUACUCCGUCCAUCUCUUAUUAGUUUAUCCACUUUCCUUUUUAGUUUA